GCUACAACCGUGCAAGGGAGGCGGGUCGAGUGAGCUGGCUGCUGCAUACCGGGGGGGCUUCCCAAAAAAACAAACAAAUAAGACUCAAAAGAGACAAUACACACAGGCGGAUGGACGAAGUGUAAGUUGUUUUUCCCUCGGGCCAAUCUCCCCGUUGUUGACUGGUCGCCGCGGUUGUUUGUUUAUCUAUCGAUUGAUUGCGUUUUAAUUACACGAGAAGAGGGGCGGAGAUUCGGGUAAGAGCGCGCGACUGUGCGGGUGAGUGUGUAUGUGUGUGCGCGCGCGGACGUGCGCGUUCUCGUGUACGAGCGCGCUUUUAAUUAACGAACCGGUGCAUUUCUUUUAUUUUCUUUUUUAACAAGCUAGCUUGUAACGAAUGUAUUGCGAAGCAAAUGUACGCCAAAUAGCUCCAAACCAAAUAUAACCACACAAUAAGACUUUUCCCCUCCAAAGUGUUAUUAUUAUCACCCUCUCGAAUGCUGUUUCCGUGUUGUCGUGUCUUUUAUUCAAGCUAAUAACCAAAGCUAACCCUCUUAGCACGCCAGCGACUGUUUUCACGCCUUUUUUUGUAAAUUUAACGUCACUGUAUUCACCUCCAGGGGCCUCCAUGUUGGCUUAUUUAAUCCAAAAAAAGAGCAGUCCUCGUCGUUUUAGCCCCAACUUUUCCUCUCGUCUAUCCGUCUGUGUAGCGUCGUAACAGGUUCUAUGCACAUUCAUCCUGGGUUAAGUCAAUAAAAGUGCCGAGGGAGGGCUUCAUGUGUACGCACCAAGCGGCGAGCCGUCCACGCCGAACCGCCUCCCGAACAAGUCGGACCGAGAGCGCCGAGACUCCGGCGAGGACCGAGCGCGCCCCGGUUCUUCCUCAUUCAAACCCAAAGAAAGAAGCCGAAGGCGGAGGAAGAUCAUGUUUGUCCCCUUGCCGGUGCCGUUCGUCUUUCAGAGAGCUGCCCCUGACCUCAGCGCCUGGCGUCUCAAGUCCCCCCUGGCUCUCCGCUCCAACUCCGAUAUCAGGAUGUCACGGCCAGCUGAGUUUGAGAAACUAGGGGCUGACUCGCCACUGGACAGCACAGAUUCGGAGCGUAAUGGUUCUGAAUCUAAUCACCAGGCUCAGUCAGUGAAGGUCAAUCCCUUUUCCCUUUCUCCGAGCCUGAGCAACAGCAAGACUAAGAUGGAAGAGUGUGGCGAGAUGUCCCCGGCAUUGCCGCCCUCCCACGGCCCGACCCCCUCCCAGACAGCACUGCAACACACGCAACUCAUGCUGACCGGCUCCCAGCUGGCAGGGCUCACCGCCCUGUUGCCGGCACAGCAGCAGCUCCUAUUGCAGCAGGCCCAGGCUCAGCUACUGGCCGCCGCCGUGCAGCAAUCCAGCGCCGCGCACGCCGCUCAUGCUGCCCAUGCCGCCGCCCAGGCCAAUCACCAAGCCCAGGCAGCAGCAGCGGCGGCAGCGGCCAAUCAGCAGGCUCACAAACAGCAGCAACAGCAGCAACAAACGCAGCAACAGGCGGGGCAAACAGGCCAGCAGGGUCAGGGGCAGAGCACACAGGAACACACUGCCCAAAGCGUCCCCGCCCCACCUCCUCCGCCCCAGCUUGCCCUCUCUCAGCCAAUCCAGCUCACCGCCCAGGACAUCCAGCAGUUGCUGCAGCUCCAGCAGCUGGUGUUGGUGCCCGGCCACUCACUCCCGUCGCCUGCGCAGUUCCUUCUCCCGCAAGCGCAGCAGGGCCAGCAAGGACUCCUAUCGACACCAAAUCUUAUUUCGCUACCUCAACCAAACCAAGGGAGCCUGCUGUCUGCUCAGAGUAGAAUGGUACUGCAAGCACAGCGAGACAAGAGCACGGAGAUCAGCAGUGCCGGCCUGACUUCAGUGCCCCCCGUGCCCUCUCACCCUGAGGAGCCCAGCGAUCUGGAGGAGUUGGAGCAGUUUGCCCGCACUUUCAAACAGAGACGCAUCAAACUGGGCUUCACGCAGGGAGACGUGGGCCUGGCCAUGGGGAAGCUGUACGGAAACGACUUUAGCCAGACCACCAUCUCUCGCUUUGAAGCCCUCAACUUGAGCUUUAAAAACAUGUGCAAGCUGAAGCCGCUGUUGGAAAAGUGGCUCAAUGAUGCAGAGACCAUGUCUAUAGACAGCACGCUCCCCAGCCCGAGCUCACUGUCCUCGCCCUCGCUGGGCUUUGAUGGCAUGCCCGGCCGCCGCAGGAAGAAGAGAACCAGCAUCGAGACCAAUGUACGCGUCGCCCUGGAGCGUGCUUUCUUGACGAACCAGAAGCCUACCUCAGAAGAGAUCCUACUGAUCGCCGAGCAGCUCAACAUGGAGAAGGAGGUGAUCCGGGUGUGGUUCUGCAACCGCCGGCAGAAGGAGAAGCGCAUCAACCCUAGCAGCUCUACCCCUCCCCUUCCCAGCCAGCCCGCCAGCGCCCCGCCCGCGCACAAACCCCCGUGCUACGGCCCCCACAUGAUGAACAGCCAGCUGUCACAAGCCGUGACCAGUAUCAGUAGCACAACGGCGACCACAGUGUCCCCUGUUUGCCCCCUGACCUCCAGUCUGGCUUCCAGCCUCACCUCCAGCUCCACCCCCUCUCCGGUCACCCCACCUCCCGCUCCUCCGCGCAGCACGGCCAGCCCGGCCACCCCCAGCCACAACGCACUUAAUCUAAACACCGGCAUGUGGCGUUUCGGCAAAAAGAACGGUGAGGUGUCAAGCUACAUCCCCGACUUCGCUGCAAACUUGAGGAACACUGUGAUGGGGGUUAACACAGGGAUGAGCCAAGCCCUCCUCGGUAACAAUCCCCUGGCUACCAUUCAAGCCCUAGCAACCAGUGGUGGCCAGCUGCCUCUUACCAGUCUUGAGGGCAGCGGCAAGAUGAUGCUUGGGGCACCGGGCGGGCGGGGCGGCGGCCUGGCGUCCUCCCUCUUCCUCAACCACCCCGCCCUCCUUCACAUGGGCCAAAGCCCGGGCGCCGGGCUCCUGAGCGCGGCGGCUGAGGCCUCGCGCCCCUCUCCUUUCGCCCCCUCGGCCAGCAGCGUCAGCCCCACCCUGUGCUCACCCUCUCCCUGCUCCAGCCCCGCCUCCUCCUGCUCAUCCAGUGAAAUGGCGCACAGCCCUAAGAUGGAGUGACGGCGGCGGGCGGCCAAUCAGAGAGGAGGAAGGAAGGAAGCAGGCAUCUCUGGCCUUUCACACCAAAGCUAGCUCUUCCUCUCUCUCUUGCGCUCUUUUUCUUCUUCUUCUGGAUCUCUCUGUCCUUCCCUCCAGCGCUUUCCGAUGCCAAAAAACCCACAGAAUGGAAGAGGAGGGAAGGAGAGAGCGAAAGAGGAGGGGAGAAGGGGGCAGGAAGGGGAAGACCGAAACCAAAAAUCUUUCUCGUCCCAAAGAGGGAUCUUUUAUUUUUUUGUCAGCAUCAGCAUGGCACCUCAAACCAAAAAUGACAAAAGAAGACCGAGGAGGACAAAAAAAGGAGGAUUUUUCUAUUUCUUUCGCGGGUCUGAAGAAGAGGAGUAGACGUUUGAAACCAAAAAUAUACCUAAGGAGGAGGCAGAGGAAGAACACACAAUGACAAAAAAAAAAUGACAACCAUACCAAAACCCCAAAUACCAAAAAAUACGGAGAGAAAAGCUUUAUUCAAAGGACAUGUAAAUACAUAGUGAAGCUAUCCAGGACCAGGACUCCACUGCUACACAAACAUUGUUUGUCCACCAUUUCAUGAAGCUGCAUUUACACUGUUUAAAAAAAAAAAAAAAAAAAUGUUCACUUAGGGUAAAAUAAUGGCAGCUGUAGUUACCAUUAAACACAGAGAAAAUUUUGAAUUACAUGUAAAAACGGUAUUGUGCUUCGGCAACCGUAAAUUCUUUGGUAUACUUUAAAACUCAAAAUUAUGAUAGAACGUAAAAUUGUUAAUUUUUUAAUACUGUGUGUAACCAGUCUUGAUAGUGGUAAUAACAUCAUAUUGCACAUUUUCUUGUUCUUCACCUUAUGCCAUUAUCUUGGAAGUCAAACGUGCUAACUAGUGAGCUAUUGCAGAUCAGUUGGAGCUGUGCUUGCAUGUAGAACUCAUCAAACUCAUCUUUGUUGUGGGUCACGUAUGUCUGCCAACAAUGGAAGCCAUGAUUAAUUGACUUAUCAAUAAGUAAUCGAUGAUCAAAUGAAUCCACAAGUAUUUUGAUAGCGAAUUUUGGGAGACAUUGUUGGCCUAAAUAUUGCCCAAAUCCCUAUUUUGGAGUUUCAUAAUGACAAAAAUGAUAUAUUUCCAUUUUUUUCGAUUAACGAACAAAAUAACUGAUAUUCUUUAUUUUGAUUUUGUUUGUUUGUUUGUUUGUUUGUUUUUAUAAUUUAAAAAAUAGAAAAAUUGUAUUGAUAUGACUGUCUGCCCUUUGGGGAAAUGUGUAUUUGAUUAUAAUUUUGACAUUUGUUUUGUAAUGCAUGCUUUUAUUUUGGCGCAGGAAGCGUAGAGCAGGUAGUACUUCCACAUGCGAGUAAGAGCGCAUGCAGGGGCGCUGGAAGUCACUCACAGCUGGGGGUGCUGCGGAUCUUAUUUUGUUCUUCCCCCAUUCCAAAAACGUCCGUUUCGGUCCAAAUUUGUCAUCCUCGCGCUUUUUCUCCAUAGGAGGCGUGCGCAAUGACAGUACACACUAGAGGCUUGCGAAACUUCCGAUUCUUAGAUUCUUCGCGAUUCGGCCGUGGAAGAUUUGAGAACGAUUUACAAACAUCCAAAUUCCGAUUAUUGAAUUAUACCAGGUAAAGCGGACAUAAAACACAGUCAGCGCGGUCUUCAGGACGCAAUGAGGAACGGACCGAGAGUAAAUAUCAUGUUCAACUCAUGCCGCUAGAUGAAAAAAAAACAAAAAAACAAUAAUACCUGACUGCGGCCGUAUUUUAUUUACUGUUUUUAACGGUUAACUUGAUACUGAAAUAGUAGUUUGUUUUGCCUGAGAGGAUUUUUGAACAAUUUUGGAACUAGUGUACAAAAAAUUAAAAGCGGAGGGGUUUGUGGUGCAUCUAUAAUCGAUUUAUAAUCGAAUCGGAGCCUCUGAAGGUGCCCAAAGAUUCCCCCCUCUAGUACACACGCAUUCUGGAUAGUUUACAUACCACUGCUCGGCUACUGCAAAGGCAGUGUUCUAUUUCACCUACUGUGGGUGUUGGAGUUUUUGUAUUGGAAAUAAAAGCGCCCAUGUAUUAUAAUGCAAAUCCCCACAGCUAGACGGCGCAAUGACACAAAACACAUUUGAAAACUAAAAGGUUGAAAAAGCCUCGGUUUAACACAGAGUCAAAAUGAAUUGCACACAAAUAUCCAACAGCGCUCUGCACAGUGGCAGCUCAACAGCAACAACAAACAAUAAUAUGACUGCAAUGCAAACAAUUCAAAGUUCUCCAAGGUCUAAAUCUGCUGCUAACUUUUCCUUGCUGAGCACUAUUAUAAACUAUCAUAAUCAUAUUCAUUUUUGACGUCGAAUUGAAUUUUAGAAAAUUUCACUUUUUGUAAAGAAAAAAAUUGCUAAUUCGUUUUUGGGCCAUGCUUCCUCUGUCAACGGUUAACUUUCCGUUUCAAUAACGCCUUAUUCAAUGUGACCCGAUAGCAAGCAAGUAGAGGCGUAGCAAGGGUCCCCGGGGGCCCCUGGCAACAAGCAACAUGGAGCCCUUCGAACGUGCGCAAGUAAGGGGGACAGUUGGACUUGGAGCAAUAGCAUAUUUAAUAAAAGUAUAAUAACGCCUCGGUCUCAUACAGCGCUUUUUAGGACACUCAAAGUGCCCGGCUUCUACUACAUUAGGACAUAAAACUACAGUAACAUAGUACACUCACCGCUGUCUUGCUUCCGUUUCUUCUCUUCUGAUUUUUUUUCUUUCUUUUGUCGCUUCCAGAAGGACAACUUCUCUUCAUUUUGGUUAUACGCCAGUUUAAAAAAAAAAGCCAAAUCGACGCUCACUCUCACUCUGA
Corythoichthys intestinalis (scribbled pipefish) is the source of this 5930-nucleotide messenger RNA. It is a transcript of the gene pou2f2b, whose product is annotated as POU class 2 homeobox 2b. Gene Ontology annotation, molecular function: RNA polymerase II cis-regulatory region sequence-specific DNA binding; DNA-binding transcription factor activity, RNA polymerase II-specific. The transcript is spliced from 16 exons. Lineage: Eukaryota; Metazoa; Chordata; Actinopteri; Syngnathiformes; Syngnathidae. Bases 905 to 3118 code for a protein of 737 amino acids. The record is from RefSeq and is a predicted model, not a curated record. Gene Ontology annotation, biological process: regulation of transcription by RNA polymerase II. Gene Ontology annotation, cellular component: nucleus.